GGCGCUCCGGAGCCUCCCCACGCCUCUCGCUGCCUCUCCUUCCUCCCAGCGGUGCCUUCAGCCGCCGCGUCCGGCUGGGGAAACAUGCCUAAAGGGAUUGUCUUCAGUUACUUAGCUGAUAAGCAGGCUGGGGAGAUCUCUCUUGAAAAACAGCUGUAUUAGAGACGGUUUGCACCUUGGAAGUUCACUCACAGGACCACGGAGACCUCACACGUGAGCUUCCUUCGUGCUGACUCCCUGUAUAGUCAGUUUUGAGGAGAGCACUAAGACUAGAAAAAAGAUUGUUGGAGCAGAACUACUGAGCACAAGCAGGCACUGCGUCUUCAGCUGUCACCGAGCGUGCAUUCGGAUUGGAAAAGUGGAACUGGAACCUUCUUGCCCACAGUGAGGCGGAGUGACCCAUCUGCUCACAUAACAAGACAUGGGCUUCCACGUGACUUCCUUCCUUUCCUACAAACUCCGGUUACUCUUGCUUUUUACUUUAUGCCUGACGGUGGUGGGGUGGGCCACCAGUAACUACUUUGUGAGUGCUAUUCAGGAGAUUCCUAAGGCAAAGGAUUUCAUUACUACUUUCAAAAAGGCCGUGGUUUUGGGGAAGAAAGAAACUCUGGCUGACGAAGCCUCUGUGAAAAGAGCAGACCUGGACGACUGCCCCUCCGUCUCUCCACACCUCAGAGGUCAGGACAAGCUUGUUUUCAAACCAGAUCUUACUCUGGAAGACGUGCAGGCAGAAAAUCCCAAAGUGCACAGAGGCCGGUAUCACCCCGAGGAGUGUAAGGCUUUACAGCGGGUCGCCAUCCUCAUUCCACACCGGAACCGAGAGAGACACCUGAUGUACCUGCUAGAACACCUUCAUCCCUUCUUGCAGAGGCAGCAGCUGGAAUAUGGCAUCUACGUCAUCCACCAGGCUGGGAGUAAAAAGUUUAAUCGAGCCAAACUCUUGAAUGUGGGCUAUAUAGAAGCUCUCAAGGAUGAAAUGUGGGACUGCUUUAUUUUCCACGAUGUGGACCUGGUGCCCGAGAAUGACCUGAAUCUUUACAGGUGUGAGGAUCAGCCCAAGCACCUGGUGGUGGGCAGGAACAGCACUGGGUACAGGUUGCGUUACAACGGAUAUUUUGGGGGUGUUACUGCCCUAAGCCGAGAGCAAUUUUUCAAGGUGAAUGGAUUCUCUAACAACUACUGGGGAUGGGGAGGCGAAGACGAUGACCUCAGACUCAGGGUUGAACUUCAUAGAAUGAAAAUAAUCCGGCCGAUGCCUGAUGUGGGUAAAUAUACAAUGAUCUUCCACACUAGAGACCGAGGCAAUGAGGUGAACAUAGGGCGGAUGAAGCUCUUACAUCAGGUGUCACGAGUCUGGAGGACAGAUGGGUUGAACAGUUGUGUUUAUAAAUUACUAUCCGUGGAUUACAAUCCUUUAUAUGUCAACAUCACAGUGGACUUCUGGUCUGGCCCAUGACCCUGGAUUGUCUGGUGAUGUUCGGAAGAACUGGAUAUCUGAUUGCAAUAAUUUUGGCCUAGAGACUUCCCCUAGUAGCACACAUUAAGAACGUGCUGCAGCUGAUUAUCAAGCUGAACUUUUCCGUUUUGUAUUUUCUUAGUAGAGCUCCUGGUGAGAUGGAACAUAACGCAAUAGUAACAAAACAGCGUUCUUAGUUGUUUUGAUCACGAAGGUUAAAAUAUUGUAAUAGAUGCUUGAAGGACUAAGUGUAAAAGGAAGACUCAAAAGCUCUCAUGCAGGCUACUUGAGAACUCUAAUUGAAGGAGAUUUAUUUAAGUUUGAAGUGGUUCAUUGUGGGAUAAAAAAGUCCACUGGAAAUAAGAUUGCUGAAUGUCCCAGAGAACCAGAACUGUUCUCCCUGGAGGGAGAAAGGUACGAAGAUGUAUUUCUAUUCCUCGUUUAUCCUGCAUGGCCAUCUGUGAAGAGGCUGGUCCCAGUGAGAAGACAGCGGCAGAAGAGGGGAGAAAGGUGAAGAACCAAGAUGCAGUGGACUUGGGAAUUUACGAGGUGGUCGGAAGACAGGGCCAGAUGGAGAGGCAGCCACAGUACUGGCUGCUGCUGCUGCUAAUCCUGUCACCUGCCUGGAUACACCUUCCAGUAAGAUCCCAGCAGAAGACACAUUAUCUACUACUUUUUCAAUAAUUUUUGUAAAAUGAUUUUGUACAUGUAGGGUAUGAAUGAGCAGUUUACAAAUUACAUAGUGACUAAUAAUACAUCGAAAAUACCUCUGCAGUAAAAUAUAAAAAAGCUUUGGGUGCUCAAUCUUGUUUACUGUUGUGUGAGGCCUACAGAUGUGUUGAUUUCAGUAUCCAUAAUCCUAAACAGCUUACAAACAAAACAGCGGUGACCAGCCCUCCCACUCCCCCUCUUCCUCAUCUUCGGUUCCUCCCCUGCUCUUCCUGUGUCCAGCCACCUUGUGGAAGCCGCUCCAGGCCUGUGGCAAGUGCCUGUGCCUCUGGUCUCCUCGGCCACAUCAUGGUUUUGUUCUCUUCAUCGUCGUGUGCCUAUUCCCUUCUUGUGAACCGUUGUAAUGACCAACCCCCAAUCCUGGGGUCCUCAAUUUGGAGGCUGUGGGUCCCUGGCUAUGGUUGAGGAGGAUAAAGCAAGAGACUAUGUGCAAGGAACUUGAAAAUCCAUAUUUGAGAAUUCCAUUUCUCAGUCAAUGGAAAUGACAUACAGUUACUGCCAUGUGGGAACUCCCUGUGCAUUUUCAGCUAUUAACAAAGCAUCUGCAUUUUUUAAAUGCUAGUAAUCACUAUACUAUGUCUAUUACUAUUCUUCAGAUAAUUCUUAUAAUUCUUUCAACCAACAUAAUGUCCAAGUCAUUUAAAUGACUCAUGAAACUUCUUGAGGUGGAAAUUAAAAACAUUUUUUGUUUUGUUAAUCCUCACUCGAGGAUAUUUUCCCAUUGAUUUUUAGAGAGUGGAAGGGAGAGGGAGAGACACG
This is a messenger RNA of Myotis myotis, 2944 nucleotides long. RefSeq names its product beta-1,4-galactosyltransferase 4 (gene B4GALT4). The record is from RefSeq and is a predicted model, not a curated record. Lineage: Eukaryota; Metazoa; Chordata; Mammalia; Chiroptera; Vespertilionidae. Gene Ontology annotation, biological process: carbohydrate metabolic process. The coding region runs from base 422 to 1456 and encodes 344 amino acids. The transcript is spliced from 8 exons. Gene Ontology annotation, molecular function: glycosyltransferase activity.